This is a messenger RNA of Papaver somniferum (opium poppy), 1588 nucleotides long. RefSeq names its product mannose-1-phosphate guanylyltransferase 1-like. Lineage: Eukaryota; Viridiplantae; Streptophyta; Magnoliopsida; Ranunculales; Papaveraceae. The coding region runs from base 226 to 1311 and encodes 361 amino acids. Gene Ontology annotation, cellular component: cytoplasm. Gene Ontology annotation, molecular function: mannose-1-phosphate guanylyltransferase (GTP) activity; GTP binding. The transcript is spliced from 5 exons. Gene Ontology annotation, biological process: cell wall mannoprotein biosynthetic process; GDP-mannose biosynthetic process. The record is from RefSeq and is a predicted model, not a curated record.
ACUCAUUCACAAAUUGAACCAAAACCAACACACCAACUAACUUCUUCUUCUUCUUCUUCUCCUUAAUUUCUCUUGCAAUUCUCUCUUAGAAAUCGGGAGAAGAAAAGCGAGGGAAAUCAAUUUUCCUUUUUCUUAAUCUCUCUCUGUCGGCUUCAGAAUUCUUCUCUAAAUCUCUCUGUCUCCGUCUAAUAAUCCGACGUUAAUUUCGAUAAAAAGAAAUCGAAAAUGAAGGCUCUUAUUCUUGUUGGAGGUUUCGGAACCAGGCUAAGGCCAUUGACACUGACUGUUCCUAAGCCACUCAUUGAUUUCGCUAACAAACCAAUGAUUCUACAUCAGAUUGAAGCUCUUAAAGCUAUUGGAGUCACUGAAGUUGUAUUAGCCAUCAAUUACCAACCAGAGGUGAUGCUUAAGUUCUUGAAAGGUUUCGAGGCAAAGCUUGGGAUCAAGAUCACUUGUUCUCAAGAGACUGAGCCACUAGGUACUGCUGGACCUUUAGCUUUAGCUAGAGACAAGUUGAUUGAUGACUCCGGUGAGCCAUUCUUCGUCCUCAAUAGUGAUGUUAUCAGUGAGUACCCACUCAAAGAGAUGAUUGAAUUUCAUAAAGCACAUGGAGGAGAGGCUUCCAUCAUGGUCACAAAGGUUGAUGAGCCUUCGAAAUAUGGUGUGGUGGUUACAGAAGAAGCAACAGGAAAGGUUGAGAAAUUUGUUGAGAAGCCCAAAAUCUUUGUGGGCAACAAGAUCAAUGCUGGGAUAUACCUUUUGAACCCAUCGGUUCUUGACAGGAUUGAAUUGAAACCCACCUCAAUUGAGAAAGAAGUCUUCCCAAAGAUUGCAGCUGAGAACAAGCUAUUUGCAAUGGUCCUACCAGGUUUCUGGAUGGAUAUUGGACAACCAAGGGAUUACAUUACAGGAUUGAGAUUGUAUUUGGAAUCACUGCGCAAGAAAUCCUCAUCCAAAUUGGCUGUUGGAUCUCACGUUGUUGGAAACGUAUUGGUAGAUGACAGUGCAGAGAUCGGAGAAGGUUGUUUGAUUGGACCAGAUGUCGCUAUUGGACCUGGUUGUGUUAUUGAAUCAGGUGUGAGACUAUCACGGUGCACAAUAAUGCAAGGUGUGCGAAUCAAGAAGCAUGCUUGCAUCUCCAGCAGCAUCAUAGGUUGGCAUUCGACAGUCGGACAAUGGGCUCGUGUAGAGAACAUGACUAUCCUCGGAGAAGACGUACAUGUCUGCGAUGAGAUUUACAGCAAUGGUGGCGUUGUCCUUCCCCACAAAGAAAUCAAGUCAAGCAUUCUGAAACCAGAGAUUGUUAUGUAACAUGGAAGAACCCAAAACAAGAAUAGUUCAGUUUCUUUUAUUUUUUUUACCAGUAUGUUGUCCUAGAGCAGCAAAAGUGUGUGUCUAGCAGCAUUCAGUUUUUACCUUCUUCACUUCUUCACUGUGUAAAACUUUUGUUUGGGUUUGAUAAAAGGGGGUCAUCAGCAUCAAUUUUUCAUUUUGAUUUGGUAAUUAUGAUUAGAUUGGGGAAUGUUGGGUGUGAGAUUAUUGUGCUCUUCCAAUGUAUUAUAUCUAAUAAAAAAAAACAGUUCAUUCA